AAGUAAAGACAGACGUGUAUUAACGUCAAAACAGGCAGUCUUGUCACUGAUGCGAGUUGUGGUUUUGUUCCCAGUUUGUUACAGCUUUACAAGUCACUAAUGAAUUUAAAAGAGAAUGGCAUUCGACUUAAAGUUAGACUUGGAAAAUUAUCAGCAAUCGUCAAUGGCGGAUAGCGAAGCAGGCAUCUUGUCUUUCGACCAGGGAGGAGAGUGGGAUAUAAGCCUGUUUGAUGAACUGGGUAACCUGGGGGAUGCAGACGAGCUGCUGGAAGCCCUCGAGAGCGGCAGCUAUGCUAACGAAAAUCCAGAUCUGGAUUUUGAUAUCGACAUUCCUCCCUGGAAUGAAAUGGACACAAGCAGCACUAGUACAGAUGGUGAGGUGAGUGUGGACUCUCUGUCACCUGCCCACACUCUGAGCUCCGUCCCCUCUCCUGCUUCUGUGGAAACUUUGUCUCCGUCCUACUCACACGAUGAGGCUCUGUCUCCUCAGUCACAGCUGUCUCCAGUUUCAGUCUGCUCAGAGUCUAGUGGGUUUUCUGAAAUCUCUCCUCCACCCAAGAAAGUUGCAAAGAGAAGCACUCAGAGGACACAAGCAAAACAAGCUCAACCAGUCAAAAGGCAGAUUCAGAUUGGCCCAAAGUUCUCCAUCCAGCCCAAACCACUGAUCACAGCUGUGCCACUGGCUCCGGCAGCUGCAGCUUCUUUGCAGACCAAGACGAUCAUCCUCCAGCCCCUGCAGACCACCGUGCUGCCUGUGGUCAAACCUGCUCCGGUCACCAUCCAACCAGCGCCCCCUGCAGGUCGACCCAUCGUGUUGUCUCAGCCGAGCCCGUUACUGCAGAUCCAGACGCAGUGCGCUGUCCCUGGCGGUAUGGUGGCUAUGCCAACACUCAGCCAGGACAAGCACGUUCCUGUAGCUGCAGCCCCGCUGGUGUCUGUCCCACUUCGGACCCCUUCUUCAGAUGAAGACUCAAAGUUGUCCCAGAGGCAGCAGCGCAUGAUAAAGAACCGAGAGUCGGCAUCGCUCUCCCGGAAAAAGAAGAAAGAGUACCUCAUUUCCCUGGAAGCUCGCCUGAAAGUGGCGCUGACUGAGAACGAGGUGCUCAAGAGCGAGAAUGGCAACCUGAAGAGGCAGCUGGAGGGUCUGCUGAGUGAGAACACAGUACUAAAGGCGACAGCACCUAAGAGGAGAGCUGUGUGCCUCAUGGUAGUUGUGGUGUUCCUAGUGCUUAAUGUUGGACCGAUGAGUUUGUUUCAGGGUGGCUCCAACUCCAACCUGGAGGUUUACUCAUCACAGCAAAGUGGCAGACACCUGUUGGGUUUCUUACCAGAGGCGGAGUCCGAUGUGGUGAUGGGUCCCUGGCCCAGCAGCAGACCAUCUGAAAACCCAAACAGCGCUGAGGAUAAAGCCCUGAUGGUUGUGAAAAGUCCCAUCUUUCUCAGACCGCCUCCRCCCUGUCAGCCUUCAGUUAACAGGACCAAGUGUAUUGAGUUGGCACAUGAGUUGAGAGGAUGGAUUCAUCGUCAUGAAGUGCAGCAGAGCAAAACCAGGAGAACGAGCAACAACAACCUCAAACACAGAAGACACAUUUUGCAGAAAACAGAGAAAGAGGAGGCUGACAGGGCUCAAAUUGUGCCCGUCCCAUAUGUAGAGACGACUGAAAAAAAGACUCCAGGCAGCGAGCUGCAGGUGUACUACGCCCCUCAGCACACCUACGGUGACCUCUUCGAUGAGCUCAACCGUCGCGCCGACACUUUCUACGUGGUGUCUUUUCGCAGGGAUCAUCUUUUACUUCCUGCCACCAACCACAACAAAGGAAGCCGACCCAAGAUGUCUGUCGUGUUGCCAGCCAUGAACAUUAACGACAGCAUCAUCGAGGACAAAGAGUUUGAGGUGAUGAUGCAGAUCGACUGUGAGGUAACAGACACCAGGAUCCUCCAUAUCAGAUCCUCCAGCAUCCCACCUUUACUUCGGGUCAACCAAACAAACACGUUUUACCAGCGCUCCACGCCUGAUAACAAGGCUGCGCCUCCCGUCGGUGUCCUAAUGGGGUCUUCGUAAGGUCCCCAUCAAAUCCUGCCUUCUUCUUGAUGCCUCCUCAACAAAACUCAUGAAGGAAAACAAGAUUAGUAUUGAGUUUGCUCAUUUUUGGACAAAACAAUUCUUGUAAAUCUGCUGUAAUCCCACAGAUUGGAUCUGUUUAUGAUGGGAAUGAAUGUGCUUUGCAGAGCUGUAGUUACUUCUCAUCAAGGUCAGAUAGGGUCAGAGGAAAAGCAGCCUUUUUUUGUCCUGUACCCUGGACAUUAGACUAACAACAAUUAUACCAGUUAGUUUUAAGGAUUGCACCAAUCUAUGWAUGGUUCAUUCUUUGGUUUUUUUUUUUUGUUUCAAACAAAAUUGCGAAUAUGAAAAUCGUGUUUUUUCAUUUUUAAAAUCUAAACUUAUUAAAAAUCCASAGUGUUUGAAUUUUGCUUCAGAUAUCUAAAUCUAAAAUAAAAAUUGCAGUUGUUUUAAUAUGUAGCAACACAGGAAAUGACUUAAACCCCCAAAUAAGAAGAGUUUAUAGUGYCUGGAAGACUGUUAAAAAACGGAAAUCAUUCCUAAACAUGUUAACAGUGGCUGCACUCGAAACCCCGUUCUGCAUAACUUGGAAGAUUAAAGUAAUUUUGUCGACUUCCUCUAAAAAAACAAACAAAUGUAUCCAUGGUGAGAAGUGAAAUUGUAAUGUUCCAGAAGUUCAGGCCAUGAUUUCCAGCACUGCCAGAAGGUCCAAAAUAGGACACUUUGCUUUAAUAUUACUAUUUGCUUGUUUGUUUUCUACUAAACUUUAGAGUUAAAUAUAGAAAAAUAUAUUUAUAAUAUGAAGUUGCCUCUGGCAKAGUGAUUGCUGGAGAUUGGAGGAUUGGGUAAAGAAAACGGCUGGAUGAGAGGAUGUAUUGAAGCGCAACAUAGUUUGGAUUUUAAGUGUGGUCAUCUGUUUUUGUUUUUUUUUUAAUUACUGUAAGCCAUUUGUGUGUAGUAAGGAUGCAUUUUGAAAACUCAGGAAGUCCGGUAGUCCUAAAUAUACCAGGCUUUAACUUAAAUAUUCCGUGUGUUUUGGGGUCUUUGCACUGUGUCUUUCAUAUUGAUGCUAUCUAAAUAUUAUGAUGUAACAGUUCAUCUGUGUGGUCGAAGGAAACUUGCACAGUUUUUUGUGUUUGGCCAAAAUGAUGUUUUCGCCUAAUUUUCUCUUUUUUUUUUUUUUUUUUUUUUUUUUUGUGGGAAGUGUUUUAUUUUAAUUGUCAACACAAACCUCAAAGGCUUACUGUGUGUAAAAAAAUAUAUAAAUGGUUUUAUAUAAUGCAUUUCAGAUGUUGGUAAAUAAAGAUUUUUGUCUCUGUUUACCGGACUGACAUGGAGAAUUCUGAGCCAAGAAAACAAUUCAUAUUCUAUCAUAUAGAGAACACUUGUGAACAACCGAGCUGUUUGACAUAAAACCACUAGUGAAAAAACAAUUAACAGGCUGCAUUGUAAUUUAUUUGGUUCUUAGAAAUUCAAACUUACUAAACAGUGYUUAAAAAAGUUAAUUUUCAAAGCAGAAAUGAAGAUUUGUUUGAAAAUGCCCUAAAUGUGUGUUUUUGUUUUGUUUUUUUACUUUUUGGUUGUUUUAACUUUAAAGAAUGGGAUCAGGAGUAUCCUUAUUCAAGGCCAGUUUUGUAUAACGCCCAUAAGAUGCUCUUAAACUUUGUAGACAAGCUUUUGUUUCUUUGGGAUGGGGAGGGGGGAGUUUUGUCAGUUUUUUGCUUUGUUGUGUAUGGGCUCGUUAUCAMUUUGAAAAAUAUGUACCAGACAAAAGUUUGGUACCUACAAAAAAAUGCAAUUGUUUUUUAUGUUCUUUUAUGUGUUUUAAACCAAAAUAAACACUGGAUUUUCUUUAA
This is a messenger RNA of Austrofundulus limnaeus, 3918 nucleotides long. RefSeq names its product activating transcription factor 6 (gene atf6). Gene Ontology annotation, biological process: endoplasmic reticulum unfolded protein response; regulation of transcription by RNA polymerase II. Lineage: Eukaryota; Metazoa; Chordata; Actinopteri; Cyprinodontiformes; Rivulidae. The record is from RefSeq and is a predicted model, not a curated record. Gene Ontology annotation, cellular component: nucleus. Gene Ontology annotation, molecular function: DNA-binding transcription factor activity, RNA polymerase II-specific; RNA polymerase II cis-regulatory region sequence-specific DNA binding.